Leucoraja erinaceus (little skate) is the source of this 5508-nucleotide messenger RNA. RefSeq names its product E3 ubiquitin-protein ligase MGRN1-like. The record is from RefSeq and is a predicted model, not a curated record. Gene Ontology annotation, cellular component: nucleus; cytoplasm; plasma membrane. The transcript is spliced from 16 exons. NCBI's taxonomy places the organism in Eukaryota, Metazoa, Chordata, Chondrichthyes, Rajiformes, Rajidae. The coding region runs from base 293 to 1954 and encodes 553 amino acids. Gene Ontology annotation, molecular function: ubiquitin protein ligase activity. Gene Ontology annotation, biological process: negative regulation of G protein-coupled receptor signaling pathway; endosome to lysosome transport; protein ubiquitination.
CGGGAGGAGAAGUUGGCGACAGUUACACACGACCAAACAAGAAGAUGGUCUAUUGUUGGUGUGUUUCCCCCUCUCCGCUGAAGGGACUAACCGUGGGAUUUGAGCGCUUUACCGGCUGAGGCUCGUCCUCGUCCCCCCCACACACCCCACCCUGUGAGGGACGUCUCUGUGUGAGGAGGAGGGCGGACGGCAACUUCUCUCGCUAGCGGUGGUCGGUCGGUCGGCCGCGGCCUCGGCCUCCAGUCCCAUCGCAGCCGCCCCGCUGGUGACACCCCCCCGCCCCCGCGGCAACAUGGGCUCGGUAUUGAGCAGGAGGAUCGCUGGGGUCGAGGAUAUCGACAUCCAGGCCAACUCGGCCUACAGAUACCCGCCCAAGUCUGGGAAUUAUUUUGCAAGCCAUUUCUUCAUGGGUGGUGAGAAGUUUGAUACGCCACACCCCGAGGGUUACCUUUUUGGUGAGAACAUGGACUUGAAUUUCCUGGGAAAUCGUCCUGUGCAGUUUCCAUAUGUGACACCAGCUGCCCACGAGCCGGUGAAGACCUUGCGCAGUUUGGUUAAUAUUCGAAAAGACUCUCUUCGUUUGGUCAGAUACAAGGAUGAAGCUGACGAUUCUCCUGAUGAGAAUUCGAAGCCGAAAGUGCUUUACAGUGUGGAAUUCACCUUCGAUGCCGAUGCACGUGUUGCCAUAACGAUCUACUGCCAGGCAACAGAGGAGUUCCAGAGUGGCAUGGCAGUAUAUACAUCAAAGCACCCAUCCAUGCACUCUGAGACUGUCCAUUGCAAGAGAGGAGUGAGCCAGCAUUUCUCUCUUCCUUCUUUUAAGAUUGACUUCUCCGACUGGAAGGAAGAUGAGUUGAACUUUGAUCUCGAGAAAGGAGUUUUUCCUUUAGUCAUUCGGGCCGUGGUAGAUGAAGUGGAUGAAUACUCUGGUCAUGCCCAUAUUCUUUUGGCUGCAAUGGAAAAACAUGUCGAUGGAAGCUUUUCUGUGAAGCCCUUAAAGCAAAAGCAGAUUGUUGACCGAGUCAGUUAUUUAUUACAAGAAAUAUAUGGUAUUGAAAACAAAAAUAACCAAGAAACAAAGCCUUCAGAUGAUGAGAACAGUGACAACAGCAAUGAAUGUGUUGUAUGCUUGUCUGAUCUGCGAGAUACUUUAAUCCUACCUUGCAGACAUCUGUGCUUGUGCAGCACCUGUGCAGAUACACUACGUUACCAGGCGAAUAACUGUCCUAUCUGCAGGCUACCAUUUCGUGCAUUGUUGCAAAUCCGAGCUGUGAGAAAAAGGGCUGGGGCUUUGUCACCCGUGUCGUUCAGUCCUGUCUUGGCACAGACUAUGGAUCACGACGAUCAUUCGGCAUCUGACCAUGUUCCUCCUGGAUUUGAGCCAGUUUCCCUUUUGGAGGCUUUAAAUGGAUUACGAUCAGUUUCUCCGUCUAUCCCCCCGGCUCCAUUAUAUGAAGAAAUAAACUAUUCGGGAAUUGGAGAUGGUUUGUCUCCAUCCAGCAGACAGCUAUCAGCAAUAGAUAGGAUGGUGGAUAACUGUCCCCAAAAGCCCAAACUGAGCAAAUCCUCCGAAAGCAGCCUGCGAUCUCCAUCUUCCCCCAUACAAGAAGAAGACGAAGAGAAACUCUCUGAAGAUUCUGAUCUGUUACAAAAGAAUGGGCCGCAGCUCCAAAGUGGAACAAGCUCCCAAGAAGUUGAGAAAACGGAAGAUUCCCCGGAAAAACAUACGCACAGUCCAGUUGACAGACCUCGCUCUGAGGAAAUUGUACAAGAUAGCACCAAUGAAUACGGUAGCCAUGCUAAAGAAGAUGGGGACACUCCUCUUGCAAUUUCCCUACCUGGAACUUCGGACUCUACCGAGAGCCUGAAAAGCCAGAGCACCAACAGCUCAUCUCAACCUCUCCUUGCUGCCUCAAAUGCUGUCCUCAUAGAGGAUGAGAGCCAGGUUCCUUGAGAAUGUACGAAUUAGCAGCAGAAUGACCAAUUGCAUGUGCCAUGUAAGAUCUACUGUCCCUGUAUCAGUUUUGUCUUCAUGACACACUUAACUGUUUUUUUUUUUUGUUUUUUUUUAAAAAAUAGUUCGCCAUGCUCCAUGGUGUCCUGAAUUAUCAUUUGCACCAUGUACAUUUAACACCCUCAUGACCCAAACUUGCAUUCCUCUUUAAUCUGUUACUGGCAGUUUUGACUGAUCCAUUCCCUGCAGAGGUCAAAGUGUUUAUAACUUAUAAUGUUUCAUGCUCUGUAAUACAUUUCAAAAAUACAUUAUGCACUAACAUAGAACACAAAUACUGAUUCGGCUUAUUAAUCUUAUUUCCCCUCCCCACCCAUACUAAUGACACGGGAAACCAAGGCAGUUCACCGGCCUUGAUCAGGUUUUUCAUGUUUAAAAAGUACAAUUAAAGCAUUUUGCAGUUAUAUCUCUGAGUUAAAGUGCGGUGCUGAAGAACAUGUGAAAAUGCAAGGCAUUUAUUUAGUGCUCCAUUUAAUAUAGAUUGAAGCUGUUUUGGAUUUUCCAAUUAUGUUAUGUAAAUAACCAUUGAUAAUGCAUGAUUUAAAAAGUUGCAUCACUCUUUUAAAAGAACAGCCCUAUAUGUCCUGAAGUUUGUACUUUGGACAAUUAUUAUAUCAUCUAUACAUAAUUUCCCCCCCCCCCUGCACGUCGCUUUUUAAAACUAUCUUCCCAGAUACUGAAACAUCUGACUUUACUCUUCCCGUCUGUCUUGGUGUGAUUGACUCUGGACACUAAACCAUGUUUUCGAAUGCUCUGUAUUAGAAAACCAUUAGAAGACUUUAUUUUCCAAUAUAGUCUUUAAAAAAAAAAAAAUCACUUACUCUCAAAGUAUAUAAUUUCUUCUGACCACCUUAAUCUUUGAAAUUGUUGAAUAUAAUCUGCACAUUAAUGCAUAGUCUGUGAUAUCUUGUAAUCUGUUCAUCUUUGUGGUGUCUACCUCAUUAACUCAUGUUUUAAUAUGGCAGUAGGGUAUGGAAGAUUAGCUUGAAGCAAAUAUGACCCACAUAUGUUUCAGUGUAGUUAAAUCUUAACUUUUGCAGAUGAUAGGUUCUGGCAUGGUGGCGCAAAGGUAACCUUUGCAGCCUUACAGCGCCAUAGACCCGGGUUUGAUCCUGACUGUAUGGAAUUUGUGCGUGCUCCCCAUGACCUGCAUGGGUUUUCUCCGGGAUCUCCGGUUUCCUCCCACUCUCCAAAGACAUUACAGGUUUGUAGGCUAACUUGCUUGGUAAAAAUUGAAAAUUGUCCCUCGUGUGUGUGGGGUUAGUGUGAGUGUGCGAGAAUUGCUGGUCAUCGCCAACUCCGUGGGCCGAAGGGCCUGUUUCCGUGCUGUAUCUCUAAACUGAACCAAACUAAAAAUGGUUGCGAAUCUCGUAAACUAUUGUAUUGCACAGCAAAGUUGGUAGCCCUUUGUAAAUCAGAGCAACGGCACAUUUGCGCUGUAGAUAUCGAGAUGGCUUGUUACAAUUUUGAUUCUAACUGGAAAGGGUAAGAGCAGGGCAGGGAUUCUCAACAGCAAGGCCUCUAACGCAAAAACGAUCCAGUGAGUGCAAUGAAAAAACAUACUUUGAACAGUGUUGAAAAGUUAAAGGCGGCACACUUGUUCCACCAAAGCAUAAACACACCCUCAUCUGAUCCUCCAAGGAGAGUGGUUUAACACUUUUAUCACCUUAAACAGUCCCAUUGAUAAUAUUUUUAAAGUUCCAAUUCGAAAUGUUAUCCUGGCAUAAAUGUGAUGCCGGCAGUAUUAGAGAUUCCUUUUGCCUGUGAAAGACGUAUAAAUGAUGAUCAUUGUAAUCAGUGACAAUUCUAGUGUAUAAGGAGCGGGUAUUAGAGUGUGUAAUUCCCAGAAAAAAUGGUGUACCAUGCAGCUCGGCUCUAAGGGCACAAAGCAUGCCUGAUUAGCCCCUCUUAACCACAUGAGAAAUAAGGAAGACGACUAUGGUAGAUGUUGUAUAUUGUUGGUUAGAUGCUGCUCCCACUUGUUUAUCUGUCUUGCUAUAGUUUCAUUGCAGCCAACCAGGAAUGCUGCACCAUCAGGGUUCAAUUGGAAAUUCACAAAGCUGCGUAAAUCAGAUAGGUGGAAGAACAUGAAGUAAGUUAAACCAGCAAAACUGCAGUGCGCCAAUGCCAGGAUUUUCCAUUAUUCCUGAAUCAAUCUAUUUGUUUGAGAUUUGAUUUUAUCCUCUUCUCCCCCCCCACACCCCCUCCUCAAAAUAAAUAUUUUAAAUUGUGUAUUUACAUCAGACUCCAUUUGAGCAAUCUGCUUAAGCUCUUCGCUACAUCUGCAGAGAAGUUGCUGAUGUUCCAUGCUGGUACUGCUGUAUAACUGAACAUUGGAUUCCUUCCUAAAAUACCAUCACACCAAUUUUAGUUUAGUUUAGUUGAGAGAUACAGCGUGGAAACAGGCCUUUCGGCCCAUCGUGUCUGCACUGGCAAUCCCCACACAUUAACACUAUCCUACUCUAGGGACAAUUUUUACAUAUAUACCAUGCUAAUUAUCCUAUAAACCUGUGUGUCUGGAGUGUCGGUGGAAACCGAAGCUCUUGAGAAAACCCACGCAGGUCAUGGGGAGAAGAACGUACAAAUUCCAUACAGACAAGCAUUGAACUUGGGUCUUUUAAUUGUUAACUCUUAAUUGUUUUAAUUUACUCUCUGCAACAGAGACUCUCGCUGUUCCAUUUCAGUCGCCAUUUACUCAGAUUUUCAUCAGAUUUUGAUAGAUGAUACUUGCGCAAAAGCAAAUGAUUAAAAUAUGCAGGUAAAUUUGAGCACAGAUAAAUACUUAAUAAUGUUUUAAUAUAGUUCUUUGCCAGUCUGCACUUCAGAUUAAAGACGCUGUUUCUGACUAUGCUCAAAUCCAUUCAGCUGUUUAAAAAAACAAAAAAAAAAGGUUAAUGAUCAGAAUAUGUGUUAGGUUUAUGUACAUCAUGCUACUCGUGUAUGUAACCUUUUGCUGUAUUCAUGUUAUUCUUGAAUAUUUGAUUUUUGGUAUGAUUAAGACGAGGCGAGUUAAGACUAUUCAGUUGAGAUUAAUACAGCAUAUUCAUUCAGCUCCAUCUGCUGACAUUGUAUCCUUAUUCUGUGCCUUGUACCUGAUCUUAUGAUGAAAGUAAAUGUCAUAAAAAUCUUGUCAUUUGAUCCGGUGAUUGUGAUUGAGCAAAAUCUCGAAUUUCAAACUGUUUUGGAAGAAAAUACUAAUUUUCUAUUUACUGUAGUAUAAAUAAAUGCUUAGUUGAAUGUAUUGUGAAGUGACGGAAAGAAUACAUGAACAGCAAAGAAUGGGUUAUCUUGCAGAAUCAUGUUGAAGUACUUUUGUCCAACGUAGAUUUUUAAUACGUAGUCACUUAUUUCCAUAGAGCUUCAUCGCUGCAUUUAAUUCCGAAUGUAUUGAGUGCAUCAUUUUAAAAGAUUGAAGAAAUACUCUGUAAUUUCAUAUGGAUGUGAUUUUACAUUUAUUUGUAGGAUAUUGUAUUGUAAUAAAAUGUUGCAACACUAAA